Arachis duranensis is the source of this 2111-nucleotide messenger RNA. RefSeq names its product proton pump-interactor 1. NCBI's taxonomy places the organism in Eukaryota, Viridiplantae, Streptophyta, Magnoliopsida, Fabales, Fabaceae. The record is from RefSeq and is a predicted model, not a curated record.
UCUCUCUCUCUCGCUAUAUCUUUAUAUUUCUCUCUCUCCUUCUCUCUGUAUUUUUCUCUGUUUUCUCUCUCUUUAACUGGUUCUUCGUCGCAGGAAGAGAGAGGCUUAUUUGGGUCCGAGGUAGAAAAAAACAGAGCGAGAUCUGAACUUUUUGGAGAGACCCUUUCUCAAAAGAGGGUCUUCUUCUUCACUGUCUGGUUUCUUUAGUUUUGUGAGGGUGUGUUGUAAUUGGAGCCAUGGCGGUCGAGGUUGUUGGAUUUGAGAUGGUUCAAGGACCAAUGGAUACUGGUGCUGAAGGAGGCAAACCUAUUUUGAAUGAAAAGGAGCAUGGCAAGCUGGAAAAGGAUUCCAGCGCGGCCAUCAAAUUCGGCUCACAUGGAGAUGAAUCUGCUAAAGGGGAAGGGAAUAAAGUUUCUGAUUCCAGUGUUCCGAAAGAGGCAGCGGAAGAGUGGCCUGCACCUAAGCAGAUUCAUUCCUUCUAUUUUGUUAGGUGCCGGCCUUAUGAGGAUCCACAUAUUAAAUCUAAGAUUGAUCAGCUUGACAAAGAGAUUACCAAGAAGAAUCAAGCCCGAUAUCAGGUCACUGAAGCACUGAAAGCUAAGCGGUCGGAACGGGCAGAGUUAAUUUCUCAGAUCAAGGCUCUAAGAGGUGACAGCAGACAAUUCCAGAGUAUUGUGGAUGAGAAAAUAAAAGAGAUCGAACCUCUGCAACAAGCACUGGGCAAGCUUCGUACCAACAACAAUGCUGGUCGCAGUGGUUUAUGCUCAUCGGAGGAGGAACUCAAUGAUAUUAUAUAUAGCUUGCAAUACCGCAUACAACAUGAGAGCAUUUCUCUAAACGAGGAAAAGCAAAUCAUGCGAGAAAUUAAACAGCUUGAGGGGACAAGGGAGAAAGUUGUUGCUAAUGCUGCCAUGAGGGCCAAGUUACAGGAUUCUAUGGGACAGAAGGAAGCCAUUCAAGACCAGGUUAAGGCUAUUGGUGGGGAUUUGGAUGGAGUGAAGAAGGAGAGACAAGCGAUUCGGUCCAAAAUCAAGCAAAUUGAUGAUGAACUGAAAGUCAUCGACAAGGAUAUCCAGACUCUGCAGGACGAACUGACAGUUAUCACUCAAAAGAGGGAACAGGCUUAUGAGAGUAUUCAACAGCUGAGAAAGAAGCGUGACGAGGGGAAUUCCCAUUUCCACCAAUCCCGUAUAAUUCUGAACAAAGCAAAGGAACUUGCUGCAAAGAAAGAUGUUAGUGCUAUCGAGGAACUUUCACAGACAGAGGUCGAGAAAUUUAUGUCACACUGGAACAGUGACAAAGCUUUCAGGAACGAUUAUGAGAAAAGAAUCCUUCCAUCAUUGGAUAUGCGUCAGUUGAGUAGGGAUGGGCGGAUGAGGAACCCUGACGAAAAGCCAAUCCUGGAAGAGCCAAAGGUUGCUGAAACUGUUGCACCGGCAAAAACAGUUGCAAAACAGCCAAAGGAGGAGCCUAAGCCUGCUCCUCAGGAAACCUUGGUCACUCAAGCAGUUCCAAAAGAAGCCAAGAACAAAGGGAAAGACUCAAAAUCCAAGCUGGCAAAGGAUAUAGAGGAAACUGAUGAAUAUGACUUCGCGAUACCCGUAAAGGAGACUCCCAAGGAGCCCAAAGUUGAUCCAGCAAAGCUGAAAGAGAUAAAGAGAGAGGAGGAAAUUGCGAAGGCAAAGCAGGCUUUGGAAAGGAAGAAGAAGCUAGCAGAGAAAGCUGCCGCCAAAGCCGCUAUCAAGGCACAAAAGGAAGCUGAGAAGAAGCUCAAGGACCGCGAGAAGAAAGCAGCAAAGAAGAAAGGUUUGGCAGCAACUGACGCGAAUCCCGAGGAACAACCAGAAGAUUCAGCAGCAGUGGAGGCCACAGAGCAAGAAAAGGAGGAUAAUGUCGAAGCCCCAGCUCCAGUGGCAGUGAAGGAGAAGGCCCUGAAGGAAAGUAGUGUUAGAUCCAGGAGCCGUGCUGCGAAGGGCCCUGAAUCGAUUCCAAAGGCCAUUCUCAAGCGGAAAAAGUCUACCAACAAUAACAUGUUGUAUGCCUCAAUCGCCGCCUUCGUUUUGGCAGUUCUGGUGUUGCUGAUUAUUGCAUACAUCUAUCUUAUCUGAAGA